Molecule: messenger RNA, 1877 nt
Organism: Gamsiella multidivaricata
Lineage: Eukaryota; Fungi; Mortierellomycota; Mortierellomycetes; Mortierellales; Mortierellaceae
Exons: 1
Coding region: 40-1791 (583 amino acids)
Molecular function (GO): protein binding
Source: RefSeq, a predicted model, not a curated record
AUAAUCACAAUAGCGACUGUCGCUUUCAUCAAGCAGCCAAUGGCGGACAAAGAUGGCACACACGAAGGACCACCCCAUCGCAGGUUGCAAGAUCCCCUACAUCUGCCCGAGAUCCUCAUUCUCAUCGGACGACAUCUGUGUCAGGAUGACAUUACCUCAUGCGUGCGCGUCUCUCGCGCAUGGCACAGCGCGAUGGAGCCCUUCCUCUGGAAGAGCGUUUCGAUGGUCCACGACUCUACACCCUUCACAGACGAUGCAUCCCUAUACCCAGAUGCAGCCUCUAUGCUCAGGAACGUCUGCCGCAUCAAAUCUCUGGAGCUCACUGGCGUUUCUAUGUCGCAACGUAUGCACAUGAUGGUGCCCUCACUCCAAGACCAGCUCGUUCACCUAUCCGUUGCUCACUACUCGUCGGAUGUGGAUCAGAUUCUCGCCCAAAACUCAAAAACCUUACAAUCGUUUGUUUGCAGCGACGUUGCUGCAGUUCUGCAGAGACCACCGCAUCAACUCUUCAUGCCGCCAGUUCCCCGUCUUCAAGGAGUAACCGCUUUCUGGGACAGGAUGGUCAGCCUAGACCGCCUCCAUACCCUGAGCUUGACCCACGUCCCAGUUUACAAAGCACAACAGGAAACAUUCUUUACGGUUUGCAAUCGACUGACCAGUUUGACUCUGCAGCGGGGAUCCGGCACUUUUGAUAUGUACCCGCCCACGAAGCAGCCCUUCACCAGGAUGAGGCGCCUUGCACUACGGAGGAACUCGAUGGCAUUCCGCGGUCAAUUUCGGUUUAUUACACAAUGUCCUAACCUCGAGCAUUUUGCUUGGAUCUCGAGCCAGGCCUCGCUCUUUAACUCGCUCAUGUUCCACAUCACCACCCUACCAGAAGAAGAGCCCUGUCGAAUUGUCUCCCUCGAUCUCUCGUACACAGAUAUGUAUGACAAAGAUUUCGCUCAGGUUCUGUCGUGCUUUCCGAGACUUAAACGUCUGAUCGCUGUCGCAUCACUUUUUGGUGAGUCCUGCAGCGAGCAGGUAGUAUACUUCAUGUCCGAGACUCUGGAAGAGCUCGAUGUACGAUGUUGUAGAAAUGCCAGCAGCGCCCUUAUCCAGGUCAUCCUGAUGUUGUGCAAGAACCUGAAGCGGUUUAGGGCAGACCAUUUCUCAGCGCGAGUCAUGGCCGCACUUCCUAAUCAGGAGAUAGCGUUGUGGCCGCAAUUACGACUCUUUCAGGAGGCACGUACGUGGUUUGCAUCGUCCAUGAUUAUGUCUGUCGCAUCGGUGCCGAAUCCUGAGGCCGGUUCUCAAGGGUCCGAAGGUACCUCGACGCCGGGGGGAGGAUUGCGCUCAGAAUGGAUCUGGGCGUGUGUGGGGCUAGAGGAAUUGGAGUUAGGGGUGAAUGACCUUGGGGACGAUGAUGAUUCGAUGGUGGACGUACUCUGCAGCCAGCUUGGUGCUUUGAUCCACCUUCGGAGACUUGUUCUUGGCUGGCGUUGUGCUGCAGCAAUAAAAAUACAGUAUAAAGGGACUCGGCUUGCGAAUGAGAGGAAGAAGGUAGCGACGCUCGACCUCGGUUUGAGUGGUGGGCUGAGUAAACUGGGCUCGCUGACAAAGCUAAGGGUCUUGGACGUGCGCAAAAUGGAUCGGUUGUCGUUGACAGUUAGGGACGUGCGUUGGGUGGGCCAGCACUGGAGAUCAUUGCGAAGGAUUUAUGGGAGACUGAUCGAGGGGUCAGAGGAAUCGGCAAACAUUCUUCAACUUUUGAGAACAGAUUAUCCACACAUCUGCCUGUCCAUUACAUGAAAUAACACUUUACUAGUAACGUCUGCGUGCAAUUCAGAGGAAUACGUGGUCAGAAGGCAUAUUAUUAAUACAACAAGCAAAGCAAG